Molecule: messenger RNA, 1662 nt
Organism: Tremella mesenterica DSM 1558
Lineage: Eukaryota; Fungi; Basidiomycota; Tremellomycetes; Tremellales; Tremellaceae
Exons: 5
Coding region: 1-1662 (553 amino acids)
Biological process (GO): carbohydrate metabolic process; UDP-N-acetylglucosamine biosynthetic process
Molecular function (GO): phosphoacetylglucosamine mutase activity; magnesium ion binding
Source: RefSeq, a predicted model, not a curated record
AUGGCAAUAUCAUCCACGUCAGCCGCUCAUGCUCACGCUGUACUCCUAAAUUCUCUCACAGAAGCCUCUAAUCUCUAUCCCAAGGAGGAGGGCGUCACUUACAGCUAUGGAACAGCUGGUUUUAGGACAUUGGGGGCAAAACUUCCAGCUGCCGUAUUUCGAACAGCUCUUCUCGCCGUUUUACGUUCCAAACGUCUCGAAGGUGCUUCAAUAGGUGUCAUGAUCACCGCUUCUCAUAACCCUGAGCCUGAUAAUGGGGUCAAGAUUGUCGAUCCUUCUGGUGAAAUGUUAGAUCCCACAUGGGAACAACAUGCCACCGCCCUAUCGAAUUGCCCUUCUACCGACUCCCUCAUUUCCACUUUCACCACUCUCGCCACGCAUCUUCACGUGGAUCUGUCCCAGCCUGCAUCUAUAAUCUUCGCACGAGAUACACGACCCAGCGGACCUGAUUUAGUCAAAGCAUUGGAGGCUGGUCUCCAUGCAUUUGGUGAUAAUGUGAAGAUCAAGGAUGUAGGAGUGACCACGACCCCGAUAUUACACUAUGUGGUCAAAGCUACCAAUGAUCAGUCAGGAACAUAUGGCGCACCGACCAUUGAGGGGUAUAUGCAGAAGAUGUCUAAAGCUUUCAAGGAGCUUGUCGGAAUAAGAGGUCCUUUGGUACCACUCUUUGUGGAUUGUGCGAAUGGAGUUGGCUCCUCUGCGGUGGACACAAUGAUACCUCUCAUCGAGGACGUCCUUUUACUAAGACCGAUGAAUACUGCCACAGGGACCAAAGGGGCCUUGAACGAUGAGUGCGGAGCCGAUUAUGUGAAGACGAAACAAGCGAUGCCACCAAAUCUCGCUCAACUAGGAACGUUAGACAAGCCGGGUACCACAGGAUGCAGUUUUGACGGCGAUGCGGAUCGAAUUGUUUUUUACUAUGUGGAGGAUGCGACCAGAACCUUCAAGCUACUCGAUGGAGAUAAGAUCGCUACCAUGGUGGCCGUAUACUUCAAGGAAUUGUUGUUACGAACCAAAUUAACAGGAGAGGAAAAGCUCAGUAUGGGAGUGGUUCAAACGGCUUACGCCAAUGGUAGUUCUACAAAGUAUCUCGAGAGUCGAGAUAUACCCGUCGAAUGUGUACAAACAGGCGUCAAGCACCUGCAUCACGCAGCGAAGAAAUUUGACAUUGGGAUAUACUUCGAAGCCAACGGACAUGGUACCGUUCUUUUCUCCCCACAUGCUAUCGAAACACUCCGAAAAGCAUCCCCCGUCACACCCGAAGCAGGUAACGCUAUCCGUCAUCUCUUAAACUUUUACGAAUUGAUCAACCAAGCUGUCGGUGAUGCCAUGUCCGACAUGUUACUCGUCGAAGCCGUUCUCGCGCAUAAGGGAUGGGGAUCUUCAGAGUGGAACGCAGGUUAUCAAGAUUUACCAAAUAAACUGGAAAAAGUGAUUGUACCUGACCGAAACCAUUUCGUGACUUAUGAUGCGGAAAGAAGAUUGAAUCAUCCUGUUGGUUUACAAGAAUUGGUCGAUGUAGAAGUUGGAAAAUAUGAGAUGGGAAGGGCUUUCGUUAGACCUAGUGGGACGGAGGAUUGUGUUAGAGUGUAUGCGGAGGCUAAGACCAAAGAAGAUGUCGAAGGUGAGUUCUGUCUACAUACCACAAAGGUCGCAAGCUGA